GGUGGAAUAAGGUUCUUUGGAACGGAAUAUAAGGAGUUGGAAGGAUAGUAGUGGAGGCUCUACUGUUUUUGAUUGAUUUUUCUUGAGCCCCUACGGCGCUCUCUCUCUCUUCCGUCUUCAAUCCAUAUUGUGCCGGUGGCAAAGAAAGAGAUCUAUAUGAAGGAGAUGAACGUGAAGAUCAGUCAUGGUUCUGAAGCUGCAGUAAGCAACGGUGGUGGUGGUGGGUAUGGUGGCGCUGCUGUCUCGAGCUCAAGAGUUUCAUCUCUCCUGGCCUCCAAAGAUCGUGACUACCUUCUUUCUCCGACUGGAAACCAGGUGACAGUUUCUGAUCUUAAUGAGAAGAUAAUAGGCAUCUACUUCUCAGCCAAUUGGUACCCGCCAUGCUGGAACUUCAACCAAGUCCUGGUUGGCAUCUACGAGCAGCUGAAGAGCAGUGGGUCCAACUUUGAGGUUGUGUACGUGUCAUCUGACGAAGACUCUGAAGCCUUUAACAAAUACCAUGCAUGCAUGCCGUGGCUGGCGAUUCCUUUCUCUGACUUGGACACCAAGAAAGCCUUGAACCGUAAGUUUGAUGUGGAAAGUAUUCCCAGCUUGGUUAUUUUGCAACCUAAUGAUAACAAGGAAGAGGCGUUGAAUGAUGGAGUUGAAAUUAUCUACCGUUACGGGGUCGAUGCCUUCCCUUUUACAAAACAAAGGUUGGAGGAAUUGCAAGAUGAGGAGAAGGCGAGGCAUGAGAACCAAACUCUGACCAAUUUACUAACAAACCAUGAUAGAGAUUAUCUUUUGGGUCACCCCACGCCUAAACAGGUGUCAGUUGCUUCAUUGAGAGGCAAAACCAUUGGACUCUACUUCUCAGCUCAAUGGUGUCGUCCGUGCGUUAAUUUCACUCCAAGGUUGAUCUCCAUCUACGACAUGAUUAAGGAGAAAGUGCUAGUGGAUGAUCACGACGGAGAAGACUUCGAGAUAGUAUUUGUGUCGAGUGAUCGUGACCAAACUUCGUUCGACUCAUACUUCAACACCAUGCCAUGGCUAGCGUUACCCUUUGGGGAUCCAAACAUAAAAGAACUUGUCAAGCAUUUUGACGUCAAAGGUAUCCCUCGUUUGGUAAUUUUAGGGCCUGAUGGUAAAACUGUGACCCAGCAGGGCAGAAAUCUUAUAAACUUAUACAAAGAAAAUGCGUAUCCCUUUACGGAUGCCAAAGUGGAGUUGCUGGAGAAGAAAAUGGAUGAAGAGGCUAAGAACCUCCCUCGGUCGGUGUACCACGGAGGACAUCGACACGAGCUGAAUUUGGUGUCGGAGGGCAACGGAGGAGGGCCCUUCAUAUGUUGUGAUUGUGAUGAACAAGGAUGUGGUUGGGCUUACCAGUGUCUUGAAUGUGGAUAUGAGGUGCACCCCAAGUGUGUGACUGCUACCACUCCCAAUAGCAAUACCAACACCAAUAGGCCGACGUUGAUAAGAACGGGACUCUAGAUUACAAUGAAUUUAUAACUGCCACCAUGCAUCGCCAUAAACUGGAGAGGGACGAACAUUUGUACAAGGCUUUCCAGUUCUUCGACAAGGAUAAUAGCGGGUUUAUCACCAGAGAUGAGCUGAGACAAGCAAUGAUUGAAUAUGGUAUGGGGGACGACGCUACUAUUGACGAAAUCAUGAAUGAUGUGGAAACAGAUGAAGUAAUCAUCUACACACAAAUACGUAUUAUAUGAUGGAAGAAUCAAUUACGAGGAGUUUGAGGAGAUGAUGAGGGUUUGAGUGUUAGAAUCUAGAAUUGCAUGAAGUUUAUAUUUUGAAGAGGGAAAAUGUUACACGGAAGAGGAAAGGAUUUUUUUUUGGAAUGUGCAGAGCUCUCUGCACAGAGAGCAGUAGCACAGAUAUUAUAGAGAAAAUAUCAGAACAACACUUUUUGUUACAA
Pyrus x bretschneideri (Chinese white pear) is the source of this 1909-nucleotide messenger RNA. RefSeq names its product probable nucleoredoxin 2. NCBI's taxonomy places the organism in Eukaryota, Viridiplantae, Streptophyta, Magnoliopsida, Rosales, Rosaceae. The record is from RefSeq and is a predicted model, not a curated record. The coding region runs from base 157 to 1470 and encodes 437 amino acids. Gene Ontology annotation, molecular function: thioredoxin-disulfide reductase (NADPH) activity. The transcript has 6 exons.